This is a messenger RNA of Centrocercus urophasianus (Greater sage-grouse), 1640 nucleotides long. It is a transcript of the gene PNLDC1, whose product is annotated as PARN like ribonuclease domain containing exonuclease 1. Gene Ontology annotation, molecular function: poly(A)-specific ribonuclease activity; RNA binding. The record is from RefSeq and is a predicted model, not a curated record. Gene Ontology annotation, biological process: nuclear-transcribed mRNA poly(A) tail shortening. Gene Ontology annotation, cellular component: endoplasmic reticulum; cytoplasm. Bases 1 to 1542 code for a protein of 513 amino acids. The transcript is spliced from 19 exons. NCBI's taxonomy places the organism in Eukaryota, Metazoa, Chordata, Aves, Galliformes, Phasianidae.
AUGGACGUGGGGGCGGCGGACUUCGCGCGCUGCCUGCCCAGCCUGCGGGACCGCGUCCGCCGCGCCGCUUUCCUGGGCCUGGACAUGGAGUUUACUGGCUUACAUUCAGUUUUCCCACAAAAUAACCAGCCCAGCUUGUUUGACUCCCCAGCUGAGCGGUACCAGAAGGUCAGGCAGAGUGUGCAGCGCUUCACGAUCACGCAGCUGGGGCUAGCAAUAUUCUCAGAAGAAAAUUCAAACAAGUAUGUGGUGCAUUCAUACAAUUUCUUUCUCUUUCCGUCAACUUUGGGAGUUAUGGAUGCUGAAUUCACCCUUUCUGCAUCUAGCAUUCAAUUCCUGUCUCACUAUGGCUUUGACUAUAAUAAGUUCCUGAAAGAUGGAAUCCCGUACAUGAAUGAGUUACAGGAGAAGAUCCUUAGCCAGCGUCUCUUACAGGGUAGCUGGGAAGUUUGCAGUGCUCUGAACAUGAAUGUGGUGAAGAAGGCUAUUGAUGAAGUGACCUGUUGGAUAGCAGCAGCCAAGGAAGGGGACUCAAUGAUUCUGCAGGAUCUGAGUGGUAUGAAGCAAGAUUCUCAGAUGCUUGAUGUUCAACUGGUUCUGCGACAAGCUCUCCCAAACGUUUGGACAGAGCCUCUCGGAGACAAUGAGGUAAUGGUGAAAAAAGUGAGUCCGCAGCAUCGUUGCCUUCUGGAAAGCUCUUCUCAUGACUCCUGCCAGAAGGAGCUCAUUCUCACAUCUGCCCGGGGCUUUACCAACCUUUUCCAGAUAAUUGUUAAAGCUAAAAAGCCUCUGGUGGGACACAACAUGCUGAUGGACCUCUGUCAUCUCCAUGACAAGUUCUACAACCCCCUGCCAGAAAGCUAUGAGGAAUUUAAAAAGAAUAUUCACCACCUGUUUCCUGUCCUCAUAGACACCAAGACUGUAACAAAAUCCAUCUGGAAGAACUAUCAGUUUCCUCGAGUAUCUAAUCUUCUGGAGGUGUAUGAGGUUUUGUGCAGCAGCGACUUAAAUCCCAUGGAUCCAUCGUGUCCAGUGAUUGCUCUUGCAAGUGACUCUGUGCGAUACGCUGAGAAGGCGGCUCCUCAUGAGGCAGCGUAUGAUGCAUUUCUCUGUGGUUCAGUUCUUCUGAAGUCAGCUCAUUUGCUGUUGUGCAGCUUGACAGACGAUGCAGCGAAGGCCAAUUCUUCUUUCUCUCAGUAUCUCACCAUGUUAGCAGAGUAUUUGAACAAGGUGAAUGUCAUCCGAGGUGGCGUCUCAAGCAUUGUGCGUAUGAAUUGCAGAACUUUUCUGGGGAAGAUGCUUCCUGCCGAUACCCCCCUCCCUUGGUUGUCCGUGUUCGAGGUUGGCCACGGCUGGAUGAAAGGCAGAUCUACCAGGAGUUGCAGCCUCUUUGUCGCUUUGAUAUUAGACGGCUUUCAGAGAAUCAAUUCAUUUUGCUCUCCAAUAGAUUUAAGCAUGUCAUUCGUGUUCUGCGUGAUUACAAAAAUCACCCUAAGCUGCAGAUCUCUGUCUAUCGCCACUGGAGGCACUCUCCUCAUGUGAACUGCCUGUUAAAAGUCUCUGGUAUUGUGGCACUUUGGUCUCUGUUGGCCUUUGUGCUUGGAGGAUCUCCUUCCCGUUCACCAUAAAUGAUUCUCUCA